Molecule: messenger RNA, 864 nt
Organism: Pedinophyceae sp. YPF-701
Lineage: Eukaryota; Viridiplantae; Chlorophyta; Pedinophyceae
Source: the annotation of a GenBank genome assembly
AUGCGGCGCGCUGUCGACUUCUUCGCUCGCAGUGCGCGAAACAUGCGUGCGGCCGCGGUCACGUCCGCCAGUCGGGCGGGUCGCGGGCCCCUCAGCGCUGCGCUUGCGCCGAGGCCGGCGGUACUGCCUCGCACGCUGCUCAAACCGCGGGCGCCGCGGCGCGAGAGGCGCGGGAUGCAGGUGAGCCAAGCAUCGGGCGCGGCGUCGGGGGCGGAGGAGGGGCGCGCGGGGCUGGAGGUGGACCAGUCGGAGAGCGCAGGGCAGAGGGCAUCGCUGCUGAAUCUGCCGACGGCGCUGACGAUCCUGCGCGUGGUCGCGGUGCCGGUCCUGACGGCGUGCUGGUUCUCGGCGGCCGCGUGGGCCCCGGCGGCGUGCACGGCCGUGUUCCUGGUCGCCAGCGUCACGGACUUCCUGGAUGGCUAUUUGGCGAGGAAAAUGAACCUCACGAGUGCGUUCGGGGCCUUCCUGGACCCCGUCGCCGACAAACUCAUGGUCACGGCCGUCCUCAUCCUCUUCGCCACCACCCCCGUGUCAGGCGGGCUCCUCGCAGGCAACGAGUGGUUCUACCCGGUCUCCGCGCUCGUCAUCAUCUCGCGGGAGAUCAUCGUGUCGGCCCUGAGGGAGUGGGCGGCGGCGUCGGGGGGCGAGGCGCACAAGGCGGUGGCGGUGAACAACCUCGGCAAGUACAAGACGACCGCGCAGAUGACGGCGCUGACGCUCAUGCUGCUUGAGCGGUCGUGCCCGGGCACGACGGUGGCGGACAUUGCCGCCGCCGCGGGCGCGCCGCUCCUCGCCGUGGCCGUGUUCCUGACGGGGUGGAGCAUGGCCGUGUACAUGAGCAACGCGAUGAGGUACAUGGCGUGA